Molecule: messenger RNA, 1056 nt
Organism: Parnassius apollo (apollo)
Lineage: Eukaryota; Metazoa; Arthropoda; Insecta; Lepidoptera; Papilionidae
Source: the annotation of a GenBank genome assembly
UUGGAAAAAAAAGAGAAAAAUAAUAACAUAAUUCACGUACAAGCACUGGUACUGCGCACGUCGGGAUUAAAUUCCAAACAUCCAGCCAUUAUAAAACUGUGGAUAGAUGUAUCUCAAGGAAAUAGAUUAGUUGGUGAUAAUGAACAAGAAGUCACAAAGGUCUGCGAUUGCCCUGCUGGAUCUUCAGAGAAAUGUAAACACAUAUUAGCUGUCAUGCUUUAUCUCUCAAGAACUGAGGAGGCAGAUCUGGAGGACCUGAGUUGUACCGACAUUGAAAAACAAUGGCGUACACUUAAAACUACAGCAUUGAAGAAAUACGAAGCAAUAUCAUUGUCUGAAAUGUGCCAUGUGAAAGGACAGAGGGACAUCUAUGUGAAAACAAUGCCAGAAGUCACUGAAGAGAUGGAACGUCGUUGGAGAAUGAAGUUAAUGCAGAGCACACCAAACAGUGAAUAUUCUUUAUUUACAAGUCUCAUGCGAAGACGUGAUGGAGUUGUUGAUUAUGGUGAAAGGGUAAUUAGUAGAAGUGUAGACAAGACAAAAUUUUCUGAAAAACUAUUGACUUUUAAUUCGUGGCGGGUAAUGAAUUUAUUAAGAAAACUGACUGAAGAAAAGUUGAAGACAUGUGAAGUAAAUGAAUUUGAAUUUUACAACAGAUACGUAGCUGUAUCAUUAGACCAAAGUACAGAAAUAAUCAAUGCUGAGCAGGGUACUCCUUCUUGGCAUAAAGCUAGAAAAGUAAGACUAACAGCCUCCAAAGCGAGAGCCCAGUUUACUUAUUAUUCUAAUAAAAAUGCUGAUUGGGAUAAAAGAUAUCAAGAGGUUUUUCACAGUAAUUUCCUUGGGAAUGAAGAUACUAUCAGAGGCCUUCGCUGUGAAGCAGUCGCAAGAGAUUUAUAUGCAGAGCAUUAUAGCUGCAUGAUUUUAGAGUCUGGAUUGCUGGUUCGACCAGAAUUACCAUGGCUUUUUGCAAGUCUAGAUGGUACUGCCAUGGAUAAAGAUGGAAAUUUUCUUAGAAAUAUUGAGAUUAAGACAUUAAAGGAAGGAACUCGUUAA